Molecule: messenger RNA, 2125 nt
Organism: Lytechinus variegatus (green sea urchin)
Lineage: Eukaryota; Metazoa; Echinodermata; Echinoidea; Temnopleuroida; Toxopneustidae
Product: TLC domain-containing protein 3A-like
Exons: 5
Coding region: 76-933 (285 amino acids)
Biological process (GO): lipid homeostasis
Cellular component (GO): membrane; endoplasmic reticulum
Source: RefSeq, a predicted model, not a curated record
GUUUCCCUUUCGCACGGUGUGAUGACGUCAUGGUAAAUCGGGUAAACAUUCGGCUGCUAUCUGGGUGGGAUUGGGAUGGAUUCGUAUGUUGCCUGGAUUGUGGGUGGAUCUAUUUUCUUCCCGUCUGUCUUUUCAACUAUACGUAAAUGUUUACCUUUAUUGUUCCCAAAGAAUAACAUUGCCUCCGAAGCGUCCUGUGCAGCAAUUGCGUUAAGAUGUACAUCUAUAAUUCAGGCCCUUCUUGCUGUAGCGGUUGGUUUCAAUAUCAUCAGGGAAACUCAUCAGGAUGUUAUUUUCAGCCGAUGCUUACUGGUUGACAUCUAUUGCAGCUUUGGAGCACCAUACAUGAUCUAUGAUGUUGGUGCUAUGUAUAUUGUCCAUCGAAAGGAAAGGAAGUUAAAUGAUGUUCCAAUUAGAACGGCAGUAUCAUCAUUCUUGAAGGAAAAGUGGGUACUAGUUGCCCAUCACAUUGGACUGGUGAUCAUUUUCUACCCUUUUGUUAUGUAUCUUCGCAAUGGAAAGGGAGAUUUCUUCAUAGGUUGUUUCUUCCUGGCUGAGUUAAGCACCCCAGCAAUCAAUAUCAGAAUAAUCCUUAUCAAGCUUAAUUUGGGGGACACAUUCUUCUUCAGGAUCAACAACAUAGCCUACUUAGUUAGUUUCUUCAUCUGUAGGAUUUUACUAUUUCCAUUCCUUUACUGGGCAUAUGCCAACAACAAGGGACUUUCUUUCUAUGAGACGUUAUCAUCCAUGAAGGCGAUAUGUCACAUUGGUUGUGCUGCCCUUCUUGCAAUGCAGGUCAUGUGGUUUUAUAAAUUCUUGAGAGUGGUCCUUCGUGACAGGAAUGCGAGGGUUCUGGAUCCUUUAAAACACAAUGGAAAUGGUAUGCAAGAAAAUAAUGUGCCACCGGUAAGGAGUGAAGGUAAAGCUGAUUAACAUCAACAUCAGGGGACUAUUUUACCAAGCAUUUUGUGAUUUUCACUGAAAAUUGUUAAAAGCUACUGAAAUCUAUGUAUCUGAUUGGUUGAGAGCUAUUUUUUUCAGUUUACUUCAUGAAACAUGCCCCAGGUUUUCCCGGGGAAGGGAGUUGUAAUUCAUAAAGCUAUUUGUCAAAUUAUGCAUUAUCUUACAAACAAUAAUGGAAUGGGUAGCAAACCAAACAUUUCACUCAUUUGCAUCUGAUGUCGUUCGAUAUUACAGAUGUUUAUCAAUAUUUUUUUCUGUUCAAACACAUUUCACUAGCAAACAAUAUUUUGUUUCUCUUUAUGUAUUUUGAAUUAAUUGAAAAAUGUUUGAUGUCUCACAGGCUCACAUCUUGGCUUGCUACAGUUCUGUCAUUCACAAUUUCAUGGCUCACUUGAGGAAAUGCUUUAUAAAAUACCCCCCCCCCCUCCAUUGCAUGGCAAAGUAACCAAUGUUAUAACUUUGCCAUGCAAUGGUAACUUGCAUGAAUUCUUGAUUUUGAUUGGCUGUUAAUCAGCAUUUCCAUGGUAGUUACCAUAAUAGUAACUUUAAUGCAACGGGACUUGGUAAGAAAAAAUAUACUAAGAAAGACACUUUUGUUGCAUCUAUGUAUAUAUAUUCACAAUCAUUAUAUUGUACAGUCCAAACCAAAGGCCCAUCUUGACCCUCAUCAAAUCCAUUCAUUUACAAAAAUCUUUUUCAAAAUGGUGCUCUGCUAAUUGACUACCCUGUUCUAGAUCAACCUAUGUUGCCAUGGUAAUACCUGAUCCUAAACAAUGGCUCAAACCUGGACUGACACAAUGGUAGUCUAAAUUAUCAAGCGUUCAUACCAGGGUGUAUUAGCCCCAUUACCGGUACUUGGUAUCAAAGGAGUAUUAGAUUGCAAACAAAAAUGUUGUGGGGAGAAAGGUGUGUCAUGUAUGCAUAAUGAAGAAAUCUAUUAUCGAUGUCUAAUGUAUUAAAAUGUAAUGGGAUGAAAUUUUAGCCAACACUAUGCCCCAUGAUCAGUUUCCACAUGAUGUUAUACUACCUAUGUAAUUAAGAAUCUUUGUCAAAUAGGAAUAUGUGGGGCAUCAUGGUCUGGUGUUUAUAACUCGUCUCUCAAUCUGAAGGACGUGGGUUCGGUUACCAGCUAUGGCAUGUUUUCCUUCAGUAAGAAAUAUAC